Drosophila rhopaloa is the source of this 2698-nucleotide messenger RNA. RefSeq names its product ATP-dependent zinc metalloprotease YME1L (gene YME1L). Gene Ontology annotation, cellular component: mitochondrial inner membrane. Gene Ontology annotation, molecular function: metalloendopeptidase activity; ATP hydrolysis activity; ATP-dependent peptidase activity. The record is from RefSeq and is a predicted model, not a curated record. NCBI's taxonomy places the organism in Eukaryota, Metazoa, Arthropoda, Insecta, Diptera, Drosophilidae. The transcript is spliced from 9 exons. Bases 303 to 2513 code for a protein of 736 amino acids. Gene Ontology annotation, biological process: protein quality control for misfolded or incompletely synthesized proteins; mitochondrion organization.
CAAAAACAAGCGUCAACCAUUGACUGUGCCAUUAGCAAUUUUUGAGCUCUACACCAAAUUGAAAAUUAAAUCAAGCUAAAAAUCAAAGUCACUCAGAUAGACUUUUCAAAAUUGUCCGUAAGAAACCACUGGGAACGCGUGCUGAGGGUGGAAAGUCGCGCACCACCAGAACCAGGGAUGCAACGCGCCCGACGCGACGAGAUUAUGACAUUUUCGCUGUCAAGUAAAGUUACAGCUGUGUCGUCUGCUGGCCGCGAUUCUGAGCCUGUUAUUGUAAUUAAUUGAAAUUUGUACUUUUGGCAAUGUUCUCCACCACCACACACUCCGUGCCCUACCUGUACCUAGGCAACUUUAGCAGAAAGCCGCACUACUACUCUGUGAAUCGAACCAAGCUGCACGGGAGCGCUAGUGCGACGCGCUUCUCCAAGUCCACCCGGAGUCAUGACCUCGUGCUGGACCUGAGGAACCUGCUCAGUCGCUCGGGUGCCAGCUUACAGGGCAUGGUGGAGAAGGCGGCGCGACUGAACGGCAUUCUCGACCGGCAGCUAGUAAAUGAGGUGCUAGCCAAGGUAACCAGCAUGCUGCCCGCCAUGAGGGAUGUCCGAGUCACGCUAGAGGAGCCGGCCACACCGAUCGGUCGUGUCCAGCUGCAAAAUUAUCAGUUCGAAGUUUCGCUUACCGGAACAGCAGGUGCUCAGCUCACAGGCGCCAAUGUCAAAAUGAUUCCAACCAAAACGCCAGGUCUUCUGGGUCCGCUUUUCUCCCAACAUCAGCUAAAACACAUACGUGGCUUUAAGACGGAUCGCUCCAUUGAGGCGGAACAGAAGCGCAAUCCGACAAUGACCUCCCGGCUAAAGAAUGCGCUGGCCAACUCUCCCCAGCGGCUGGAGGGAGAGACACCUUUCCAGGCUGAAAAGCUGAGACGGCUGCUGGCCAAGUCCGAUGAUCAUGGAUACAAUAAUUCGGAGAACCUGAAGAUUGCCUUUGCCGAGGGAUACCUAGCCGCCGCCAACGCCGAAGAUUCUCCAAAAUCAGGAAAAACAAUGAAGUAUCUGAAGACUUUACAGACACUCGUCGUAGUCGUCGUUUUCCUUGGAAUAUUCCUGAGCUUCUUCACCACCUCCAAUGGAUCCGUCUUUCGCAGCAUCCAGCUGGGCAACCAGGUGGAGGUGGAUCCGGAGGAGAUUAACGUCACCUUUGAGGAUGUCAAGGGGUGCGACGAGGCCAAGCAGGAGCUGAAGGAGGUCGUUGAGUUCCUGAAGAGUCCCGAGAAGUUCUCCAAUUUGGGUGGCAAACUUCCAAAGGGAGUGCUCCUGGUUGGCCCCCCGGGCACUGGCAAAACCCUGCUGGCCCGAGCUGUCGCCGGUGAAGCAAAAGUUCCUUUCUUCCAUGCUGCUGGCCCGGAGUUCGACGAAGUGCUCGUAGGCCAGGGCGCCAGACGAGUGAGAGACUUGUUUAAGGCGGCAAAGGCCCGCGCCCCGUGUGUGAUCUUCAUUGAUGAAAUCGACUCGGUUGGCGCCAAGCGAACCAACUCUGUGCUGCAUCCAUAUGCCAAUCAGACCAUCAAUCAACUGCUCUCCGAAAUGGAUGGCUUCCAUCAGAAUGCCGGUGUCAUCGUCCUGGGCGCCACCAACCGUCGUGACGAUUUGGAUCAGGCUCUGCUGCGACCUGGUCGCUUUGAUGUGGAGGUAAUGGUGUCUACACCCGAUUUCACCGGUCGCAAGGAGAUUCUGUCCCUAUAUCUGACAAAGAUUCUGCAUGACGAAAUUGAUUUGGAUUUACUCGCGCGAGGUACCUCCGGAUUUACGGGAGCAGACCUAGAGAACAUGAUAAACCAGGCGGCUCUAAGGGCCGCUAUUGACGGAGCCGAAACGGUGAGCAUGAAACACUUGGAGACGGCACGCGACAAGGUACUUAUGGGCCCCGAGAGGAAGGCUCGCCUUCCAGACGAGGAAGCCAACACCAUAACCGCUUACCACGAAGGCGGUCACGCGAUUGUGGCCUUUUACACCAAGGAAUCGCAUCCUCUUCACAAGGUGACCAUUAUGCCUCGCGGCCCGUCACUUGGCCACACAGCUUACAUCCCUGAGAAGGAGCGCUACCACGUCACAAAGGCGCAGCUGCUGGCCAUGAUGGACACGAUGAUGGGCGGCCGUGCUGCUGAGGAACUUGUCUUUGGAACGGACAAAAUAACAUCGGGAGCCAGCAGCGAUCUCAAGCAGGCCACCUCGAUUGCCACACAUAUGGUUAGGGAUUGGGGAAUGUCGGACAAAGUGGGUCUCCGCACCAUUGAGGCGUCGAAGGGUCUGGGCACCGGCGACACCCUGGGACCCAACACCAUCGAGGCCGUGGACGCGGAGAUCAAACGCAUCCUCGGCGACAGCUACGAACGGGCGAAGGCCAUAUUGAGGAAACACACCAAGGAGCACAAGGCGCUUGCGGAGGCGCUGCUCAAGUACGAGACCCUGGAUGCUGACGACAUCAAGGCAAUACUAAACGAAAGCCAGACGUAGUUUUCCCAUCAGUGUAAAUUGGCGGAGUCAAAGGAUCUAGAGGGAAGACCAGGGGUGGCCUUCCAUCGGACAUUCAGCUGAACUGCUAAAUAUUUUUUUGUUACAAUAUAUAAAAAAAAAACAGAAAAAGAGCAAAGCAAGAGCGAGACGCAGACGGACAGUUAAGAAAUAAAAUGUUACACAUA